Molecule: messenger RNA, 225 nt
Organism: Sphaeroforma arctica JP610
Lineage: Eukaryota; Ichthyosporea; Ichthyophonida
Exons: 2
Coding region: 1-225 (74 amino acids)
Biological process (GO): gamma-tubulin complex localization
Cellular component (GO): gamma-tubulin ring complex
Source: RefSeq, a predicted model, not a curated record
AUGACUUCUGAAGAAACCCCCUCAACCGUUGGUGAUGACGACGAGCAAGAUUCGAGUCUCAGCACUAUCGGUGAAACUGAAUUGAAAGUGUUGAUGGAGAUGUCACAAUACUUGGCCACCGGACUGGACGAGGAAACAAUGGGUCUGUGUGUGAGACUGAUGAGAGCUGGGUGUGAUGGCGAGACGCUGGCGCAGAUUGUCAAGGAUUCUCAGGACGACAAGUAA